GCGGGCGAGCGCACAGGCCUCCCUCGCUCCACCCAUGCGGACCCGACAAAGCCGAAGAAGCCGAUGCCCACGGGCAGGAACACGGCUCUGACGGACAUCAUCGCGAUGGACUGUGAGAUGGUAGGCGUGGGCGAGGACGGCAGGCGCAGCAUCCUCGCGCGCGUCUCCGUCGUCAACGAGGAUGGCAACGUCGUGCUGGACACGUUCGUCGCGCCAACCGAACCCGUCACCGACUACCGCACCAGGGUGUCCGGCGUGCGGCCCCAGGACCUGAGGGGGGCGCCGCCGUUCAAGGAGAUCCAACGCAAGAUGGCGGACAUACUGAAAGGACGCACCCUCGUGGGACACGCGCUCAAGAACGACCUGAGGGUGUUGCUCCUCGACCACCCGAGGCGGCAGACUCGCGACACCGCGCUGUACCGACCGCUGACGCGUCCGCUGCGAGCCAACGAGCGCGCGCAGGACACCGGGAUCGCGCGCGGUCGGGGGAGCAGGUCGCUGAAAGAGCUUUGCGCGCAGCACCUCGGGCUGGAGAUCCAGGGCGGCGAGCACAGCUCCGUGGACGACGCGAGAGCGGCGCUGCUCCUCUACCAGAAGAACCAGCGGAACUGGGAGAGGGAGUUUGCGGCGGCGCAGCAGGUUGGCGGCAAGGGCGGCGCGGGUGGGAAAGGAAAGGGAUCCGCCGGGGUUGGGUCCAAGGGUGCGUUAAAGAGCGACGAUGACGGCGAGGAGCGACCGACGAAGCGCGGCAAGAAGGCCAAGAAGAAGGGCGGAGGCGACGAGGUGGGCUCGGCUGGGGGGUUGAAGCUGGGCAAGGUUGUGAAUCUGUUCGCUCGAUAA
This is a messenger RNA of Micromonas commoda, 840 nucleotides long. Its product is annotated as exonuclease. The annotation marks the transcript as partial. Gene Ontology annotation, cellular component: nucleus. The transcript has a single exon. The record is from RefSeq and is a predicted model, not a curated record. Lineage: Eukaryota; Viridiplantae; Chlorophyta; Mamiellophyceae; Mamiellales; Mamiellaceae. Gene Ontology annotation, biological process: rRNA processing. Gene Ontology annotation, molecular function: 3'-5' exonuclease activity; nucleic acid binding.